This is a messenger RNA of Juglans regia (Persian walnut), 954 nucleotides long. RefSeq names its product ethylene-responsive transcription factor ERF106. NCBI's taxonomy places the organism in Eukaryota, Viridiplantae, Streptophyta, Magnoliopsida, Fagales, Juglandaceae. The coding region runs from base 91 to 834 and encodes 247 amino acids. Gene Ontology annotation, molecular function: DNA binding; DNA-binding transcription factor activity. The record is from RefSeq and is a predicted model, not a curated record. Gene Ontology annotation, biological process: regulation of DNA-templated transcription; ethylene-activated signaling pathway. The transcript has a single exon.
CUCUGUUUAGCGUUUAUCAUUCAUUCAAAAUUAUCAACCUCGAAGCAUCCACUUCUUCAGCUCAUACUGUUUUGCGUUUCUUUCUCUUUAAUGGCAACACCGCAUGAAUCCUCCGUCCUUGACCUUAUCCGACAACACCUUCUUGGAGACUUUACCUCCACGGAUUCCUUCAUUAACAGUCUCAGUUUCAGUGCCCCUACAGCCUACUGUCCUCAACCCAUCAAACAUGAAGCUGAAAGCCCCAUAUCCGAGUCUGAAUCGCACUCUCCUACUUCGGACCCGAGCUUAUACCAUAAUCCAGAACUAGAAGCCUGUUACCUCGAAAGAACAGCUAGUACUUUCAUUUUUGGCUCAACUCGAAAACCACACGCUUCGAGUACUCCAAAACAUGACUUACCGAAGGAAGUCGGACAGUCCAAAUCACUCGAACCAGCGGGAAGGUCCAGCAAGAAGCUGUCGGAUUGUGGUGAUCAUCAUGAUCAGAGGAGGCACUACAGGGGAGUUCGACGUAGACCGUGGGGUAAGUUCGCGGCGGAGAUCCGGGACCCGUCCCGGCGCGGGAGGCGGGUUUGGCUGGGUACCUUUGACACUGAUGUUGAUGCUGCCAAGGCCUAUGAUUGCGCUGCUUUCAAGAUAAGAGGCCGUAAAGCCAUCUUGAAUUUUCCUUUGGAGGCCGGAGAGUCGGCGCCAAACAACUUUUCCGGCCGGAAAAAGAGGAGAGAGAAUAUAUCGUUAGUGGAGGUAGCGGAAUCUGAUGAGGUGGCAGCGGAGAGUUGGAUGAUAUGGGAUCAGGUGCAGGAGGAGGAGGAGGAGCUAGGAGAGUCCCGUGCUUGAUGAAGCUUCACUGUCGUCGUAGCCUAGAAAACCAGUUAUGGCCAGUUGUUAAAAUGUCAGAGGUUGUUUGUUCCUUAACAAUAUUAGGACAAGUGUAACGUUGACGUGUUAUAUUAGAUA